This is a messenger RNA of Fonsecaea multimorphosa CBS 102226, 180 nucleotides long. RefSeq lists its product as uncharacterized. The transcript has a single exon. Bases 1 to 180 code for a protein of 59 amino acids. The record is from RefSeq and is a predicted model, not a curated record. NCBI's taxonomy places the organism in Eukaryota, Fungi, Ascomycota, Eurotiomycetes, Chaetothyriales, Herpotrichiellaceae.
AUGACGACCCUCGGAGAGAACGAGCUCGACGGUACUCAGGAAAUUACUGAAGAUUACGAUGAUCCACUGCAAGAAGGACCAAGUCAAAGUGCUGAGAGAUCUAUUAAGCCUAUCAAACCACCUCGAAAGAAGACGCCGAGCGCUUGCGAACGAUGUCGAGAAAAAAGAGUCAAAGUAUGA